UGAGUCGCGACUCCUCCCAGCGCCGUGCCUGCCAUCCACAUCGUCGUCGCCAUGUGCCCUCUUCUCCCCUGAACCGCGCCGCCCUACUCGCCGCCGGCGAACCCAGCGCUGCCACCUCCCCCCAUCCGCGCCGCCUCCCUGAACCGUGCCGCCUCCAUCAGCCGCCUCCGCCUCCCGUCGGCGAGCACCACCCCCAGUUGCGCAGCCGGAGUGCCUAGCGCCGCCGCCGUCUUCGCCCGAAAAUCCUGCCACCAAAACGCGCCGUGGGACUAGAUCCGCCUUUGAUUCCUUCUCCAUGGAUGGGGGCGGCUUCAAUUUCUUCCCCCAGGAGGCCAUGGCGUCGUCCGGCAUCCUGGACCUCAACUCAUAGGUGCAGGCAGCCGAGGGAUUCCCCCACAUGCAGGAGUACGGCGCCUACCUCCAGGGUGACGAUGAUGAAGCAGCUGACCGCGGGCGUGUCUCCGGGCCCCAUCCCCCUCGCGCACCACUCUCUCUGGGAGUGCCAAACCAGCGUGCGGGGCGAGGGGCCGGCUGGGCGGCUCGAUGUCCACUGAGCGCCCAUCACCUGAACUUUGGCGCUUCAUCCUCGGCGGCAGGCAGCCGCGGUGGACAAGACGACGUCGUGCCGUCAUGGCCUACCCAUAGCGGAGGCAAUAGCGGCCUUUUCAUCAGUGGGUUGGCGGCGGUGGCAAGCGGUGGCGGCCGUGGCUACGCCAACUCUUCCUCGGUGGCACCGGGCCGCCAUCGGGCGAGCUCCAACUCCUCCAACUGUGGCGGCACCCACGGACGUGGUGGCCGCGGUGGGCGUGCAGCUAGGAGCGCCGGCCCUCUGCAAGCACCCGGCGGCGGCUACACCGACGUCGAUGAUGAAGGUGCAUGGGAGGAGGUGGAAUAUGGCAGCUCCGGCGUCCCUCCGAUGAGCAAUGGCUCUCGAGCAAACUGGUCUGAUAGGAAUAAUGGUUAUUUGUUAGCUUUGUGCCUAGAGCAAGUAAGAGCAGGACACUAUAAUGGAUGUCAAAUGAGUGGUGAAGGGUACCAAGCUAUAGCCGACGGCUAUUUUGCAAAAACUGGAUUGUUGCAUACCAGAUUGCAGUUGAAGAAUCAGAUUGCCAUACUUAAAAGCACGUACUCCUUCUGGUGCUACUUGCAAAUUCACACGGGUCUAGGGAGAAACCCAGAUGGAAGUGUUGAUGCUGAUUCUGAGUAUUGGAAGCCACAUCUAGAGAUGGGUCAGGGAGAAGAUGAUGAUGGAGGCAGCACAUCAUCAAGUGAGGAUGAGAUUAUUUCCAUGUGUCGCAAGAAUUUGAAGAUGGCCCAGAAUUUUGUUGCGCAAAUGGUCCCUAUCUUCGGUAUGUACUCUGAUAACUACUUUGUUAAACUGCCAAGAAGACAGGAUGGAGAAUCUGGUUUACAAUGGGUUCAGAGGACUUUAAGAAGAGAUAACUCUUGCUACAAAAUGUUUAGGGUUGAGCGGCCUUUAUUUAAUAGAUUGCAUAAUACUUUGGUCGAGUCGUAUGGUUUACAGUCAACAUCACAAAUGACAUCUAUAGAGGCUCUUGCAAUGUUUUUAUGGAUUGUUGGUGCACCACAGCCAAUUAGACAGGCAGAGGACCGUUUUCGGAGGUCUAUGGAGACAAUAAGCCGGACAUUUAACAGUGUUUUAACCUCUAUCCUUAGGUUAGCACAUCACAUGAUUAAACCAAGGGACCCAGAUUUUACAGAGGUGCAUCCUACCUUGGAUAAUCCAAAUUUCUGGCCACACUUCAAGAACUGUAUAGGAGCAAUAGAUGGGACUCACGUAAAGCUUGUGGUGGGAAAGAGUAAGAGGAUUCAAUACUUGAACAGGAACAAUGAAACCUCACAGAAUGUUCUUGCGGUUUGUGAUUUCGACAUGAGAUUUACCUUUGUGUUGUCGGGAUGGCCUGGUUCAGUACAUGAUAUGAGAGUGUUUAAAGAUGCAAUGACCACUUAUGGUCACAAAUUUCCACAUCCACCACCAGGGAAGUAUUAUAUGGUUGAUGCGGGAUACCCAAACCGGCCAGGCUACCUUUCACCUUAUAGAUGUACAAGGUACCAUGUAGAGCAAUGGAAAAACACCCACCCACCCCCCCCCCCCCCCCCCGCCACAAGGUAUGAAAGAAACUUUUAACCAUGCACAUUCCCAAAUUAGGAAUGUCAUAGAGAGAUCUUUUGGAGUUUUGAAGAUGAAAUGGAGGAUAUUACUGAACAUGCAAAAAUUUCCAGAACAUAAGCAAACUAGAAUAAUUGUGGCUUGCAUGGCUCUUCAUAAUUUCAUUAGAGAGAGCGGAAUUGCGGAUAGAGAAUUUGCUAUGUCUGAUGCGGAUGCAAAUUAUUUACCAAUGCCUAUUCCCUCUCAAUCCGAAUGGCCAGAAGAUGAACCUCUUGUUGAAGAUAGCAACAUGAAUGAAUUCCGUGAUGAGUUGGCACAUGAUUUGUUUUAUGGCUUGUAGUGUUUUUUUCGGUUCAUUAUGUACUUAAUGCUAGUGUCACAUGCAUGAUCUGGAGAGCCUUGUAGGUUUAGCACUAGCAGUGAAAUAGUAUUUGCUGAAUCUGGACUAUUAGUUAUCUGAAAUGCUGACUUUGGUUGGUUGUCUCCUGUUAUGCCAGCAGAUUAUAUCAAGUUUACUUUGUUAAAUUUAUUAGAAGGUGUUUGUCAGUUGUCACUGCGUUUCAGGAACACUCCAGGUGUUGUUUUCAGUUCGAAGUCUAGUGACACUAAAACUGCAUUGGUGUAUCUCCUGGUAUGUUGUCACUUGACAUUUUCUGAUGCCUAUGGAUCUGCCACCGCCACGGCAGGAAAGCAGCUACCAGUGAUGUUUAUUCCUUACCUCACCUGCAAUGCAAGAGAGUGGUUUGCUCGUGUCCCAAUGGAAGCCUGCUUUCAUUUUUCGUCAGGGGAGGAUGAAAUGCGUUAAUAAUUACUCUAAAAACUGUAAGCAAUCGGAUGAGACGUCUCAUGUGUACUACAAAUUAUACUUGUGUUUGAAUAAUAUAUGCACAUGCUUGAA
Panicum virgatum (switchgrass) is the source of this 3029-nucleotide messenger RNA. RefSeq lists its product as uncharacterized. The record is from RefSeq and is a predicted model, not a curated record. NCBI's taxonomy places the organism in Eukaryota, Viridiplantae, Streptophyta, Magnoliopsida, Poales, Poaceae. The transcript has 3 exons. Bases 398 to 2149 code for a protein of 583 amino acids.